Hordeum vulgare subsp. vulgare (domesticated barley) is the source of this 1236-nucleotide messenger RNA. Its product is annotated as BTB/POZ and MATH domain-containing protein 1-like. Bases 1 to 1236 code for a protein of 411 amino acids. The transcript has a single exon. Gene Ontology annotation, biological process: protein ubiquitination. The record is from RefSeq and is a predicted model, not a curated record. Lineage: Eukaryota; Viridiplantae; Streptophyta; Magnoliopsida; Poales; Poaceae. Gene Ontology annotation, molecular function: protein binding.
AUGGAGAAGGCCAACAAGCAGUCUAUUCGUACUCCACUCCACCUCCCUGUUGGUUUCCAUGGGCAUGCAGUUAAUCAACGUUGUGCUAUAAAACUGCACCACCCCCACAAUCAAUCACCUCACACCGUGAAAACAUCUUGUGUUUCGUCUCCAGCCUUUCUUGGUGGAAAAAAAUACAGUCUCCAGUCUCUCGCCAUGGCAAUUACAACCAAUAUCACCGAUGCUGCGCGCCUGGUGAAUCGGCUCAAGAUCGACGGUUUCUCCACGACCGUCACCAUGGGAGACGACGACUGCAUCCUACCCGGCAGGUGCGCCGUCGGCGGAUACGAGUGGGAGGUGUGUGUAUACCCUGCACGGACGUCGGGCAGCCCCGAUGGCAAGAAAUGGGUGGCGCUGCGCCUUGCCUUGCUAAGCGAGCCCCGCACCCCUGCUGUGAGGGCCAACCUAUGCUGCCUGGCGUUGCAUCUGGCGUACAUAACCUCACCGAAGAAAGAGUCGGGGGUAUUCAGGCGUCCCAAGGAUUGUACACCGUUUGUUUACCUCGUCUCCGUUAGUGAUGUUGAGAACUCGGGCUAUCUCAGUCGCGAUGCCUUUACCAUGGAAUGCACCAUCACGGUGCUCAACGAGUCGCCGACUUCCCAGGCGAAAGAGAUGUCCGUACCGUCGUCCAACUUGAACCAGAACCUCGGUGAGCUCCUGCAGACCGAGAUGGGGGCGGAUGCCACUUUUCUCGUAUCCGGCGAGCAUUUUGCUGCGCACAAGAACAUACUUGCCGCAAGGUCUCCUGUUUUCAAGGCGCAGUUCUUUGGAGAAAUGAAGGACAAGUCGUCUCCCAGCAUCGAGGUUGAGGGCAUGGAGGCGACGGUCUUCAAGGCCAUGCUUCACUUCAUCUACACCGACACAGUGCCAGAGCUUGACGAGCAAGGGCUCGAGGCGGUGGCGGCGGUGGCUCAGCAUCUUCUUGUGGCCGCUGACAGGUAUGGAUUGGACAGAUUCAAGACUAUCUGUGAAAACAAGCCCUCCAGUGGCAUCACCGUCGACAUGGCGGCGACGACUUUGGCCUUGGCAGAGCAACACAACUGCUCGCAUCUCAAGGCCAGCUGUGUCGAGUUCAUCGUCAGCACUCCUGAAGUUCUUGACGCUGUCUUGGCGACGGAGGGGUACAAGGAUUUGUUGGCAAGCUGUUCUUCAGUGCUGGCUGAUCUUCUCAAAUCUGUGCGUGGGAGAAAGAAUUGA